This is a messenger RNA of Fragaria vesca subsp. vesca, 819 nucleotides long. RefSeq lists its product as uncharacterized. Bases 1 to 819 code for a protein of 272 amino acids. Lineage: Eukaryota; Viridiplantae; Streptophyta; Magnoliopsida; Rosales; Rosaceae. The transcript has a single exon. The record is from RefSeq and is a predicted model, not a curated record.
AUGGGGACAAAACAGUUUCUUGCAAGUCAUUUUAAGCUGAAGGAUAUGGGUCAGUUAAGAUAUUUUAUUGGAAUAGAAGUGGCAAGGUCCAAGCAAGGCAUUGUUAUGUGCCAACGAAAAUAUGCACUGGAGGUUCUCGAAGAUGCAGGCUUUAUGGGUGCCAAACCUCCCCAAUUCCCAGUUGAGCAGAACUUAGUAUUAACUCAAGGAGAUGGCGAUUUGUUAAAGGAUGCUUCCCAAUAUCGAAGAAUGGUUGGGAGACUCAUAUACCUUACAAUCACAAGACCAGACCUUGUCUAUGAUGUGCAUAUCCUAAGUCAAUUUAUGGGUAAGCCUAGACAACCUCAUCUAGAUGCAGCAUACAAGGUUUUGAGAUCUGUUAAACAAACGUCUGGACAAGGAAUACUGUUGCCCUCCACAGGACAGUUGGAGCUUAAGGCGUAUUGUGAUGCAGACUGGGCUCGAUGCAAAGACACAAUGAGGUCAACAACUGGUUACUGCAUUUUUCUUGGUAAUGCACCCAUCUCAUGGAAAACUAAGAAACAAGGAACGAUGUCUCAUUCAAGUGCAGAAGCGGAGUAUAGGUCCAUGGCCACGACAUGUUGUGAGAUAACGUGGUUGCGAAGCAUACUAAACGAUUUGAACGUCAGACAUGCACAUGCAGUUAAGCUCUUCUGUGAUAAUCAGGCUGCCAUUCACAUAGCAUCAAACCCCGUGUUUCACGAACGCACGAAGCAUAUUGAGAUUGAUUGCCAUGUUGUACGUGAAAGAGUGCAGGGAGAACUAAUCAAGACUAUGCAUAUUCGAACACAAGAAUAG